UAUAAAAAUGAAAAACUAUUUAUUAUGGGAGAAUUAUUAUUGCGUUAUAUGAUGAUUGUUAAUCGCAAUAGCCAAUUGAUGACGAAAAAAGAACGUGAUAGUAGUGUUGUGUUAUCAAAUACCAUGAUACCAUUUUUGAAGAUAUUAAAACCAAGCUGUGAUCCUAAUGUCGAUUGGAUUCAUGUGGGUUCAAAUGUUGGGUAUUUUGCUGUAAAACCAAUCAAGCAAGGAGAACCGAUUCUCGAGAGUAUUUUUGGUUCAUAUCAUACAGUAUCUAAAACUGAACGAUAUAUUGGUUUUGGAAAUGUCAGUAAUGAUCCUCUAUCAUGUGAGUGUACAGCAUGUGUUGAAAAUUGGUCAACUAUUCAUUCUCUUCCAUCCUAUCAGAGUAUCAAACUGCCGAAAAGAAUCAAAAAAGAAUUGAAGGGUAUGAUGCCGAAACUCAAAGAAUGGCAAAAGCUUAUCCAUCAGGGAGAUCCUAAAAAAUUAAUAACAAUUAAGGAUGAGUUGAAUAGGAUGAAUGACAUGUUUCAUCAAUACAUCACUACUCCUUGUAAAGAAAUAUCACAAUUGUAUAUAUUACUCACAUCUUUGUACAUUCAACUACAUGCUGUUCAUGAUAUUGAGUAA
Molecule: messenger RNA, 630 nt
Organism: Aphidius gifuensis
Lineage: Eukaryota; Metazoa; Arthropoda; Insecta; Hymenoptera; Braconidae
Exons: 4
Coding region: 25-630 (201 amino acids)
Source: RefSeq, a predicted model, not a curated record